AUGGCGGAAGUAAGCAGUGAUGAUGAAGACGAUGAACACGUCUCUAUACCUCAAGAAACGCUUGAUUGUCACGGUCCUUUCGAUAUUACUUUGGUGGUCGAAGAUGGCAUCGAAAUCAAUGCUCAUAAGCAAGUUCUUUCGAAAGCAAGUGAAUUCUUUGACAAACUGCUCAACGGUAAUAUGAGGGAGAGUACAGAAAGAGUAAUUCAAUUAGAAAUGCUUACAGAGGCUGACUUACGACACGUUUUGGAGUUUGUUUACAGCGGAAAUUUCCAGAUAUUGACCGAAGAUCAAGCCCAACAUUUAUACGCAGUGGCUGAAUAUUUGUUCCUACAGGGAUUACAAAAAUUAUGCGAAGACUAUUUAACAAGUAAGUUGAACAUUUCAAAUUGCAUAUCAACCUACUCUUUUGCGCAAAUGUACAGAAGUGAGAAACUGCUAUCCUUCGCCAAGCGAUUCAUCAUUUCAAAUUUCACUACUGUGGCAAAAGAGGAGGAGUUUUUGAACUUGUCGAUCGAGGCAAUCAAAGUAUGGAUCUCAAGCGAUGAAAUUAACAUUCACGCCGAGGAAGAUGUUUACCACAUCAUUGUUGCAUGGGUUGAGCGUGAUAUUAACGAGCGCAUGGAAUAUUUUGCCGAAUUACUCUCUCUUGUCAGAUUAGUCUAUAUAUCCCGUGACUAUCUUGUCAAUCACAUUGCGACAAGUGACAUUGUGCGAGAAAGUGAAAGUUGCUUUAGACUCGUGAGGAACAUUAUAAAUUCAAUUGAUAGAGGGAAUCCUGAAAACACCUUAUUCGCACCACCUAGAAAGUCGCUUGAGACAACGGUUAUAGUUUCUUGUAUACAAAAAGGACCAGAGCAACUGCUAUGUUACUAUCCAUGUAGAAAAAGGUGGUUUAAGUCACACAAUUCUUCACCCAUAUGUGACCAAGUAAUUUCAUCUCGUGGAAAACUUUACUUCAUAUCCAAGCACGAGCGCACACUGCUACGAUAUGAUCCCUACUUUGAUCAAUGGAAGACUUUGUCGGUAGAAGGAACACGAGAGUUGCUGCAAUUUUUUGUCAGUGAUGAAGGUGAUAUGUACUCAUUGGAACUCGACAUUGAAACAUCUUACUCAGAUUGUGCUUCUCUGCCUCCUCCUAAGACAGACCGCCAUCACCUCGAAGGGAUGGUGAAUGUCGUAUCUUGUGGCAAGCAACAUCUAUCCUGUAUCACCAAAUACGACCAUGAAUCCAACCGCUGGAAGCAGAUAACAUCAUUUGAUUUGGGUUCAAGGAAAGGAAUAUGCUUCAUAAGUAAUGCUGAUUACAUAUAUCUUAUUGGUGGUAUCAAUCGAGAAACAAACGAGAUUCUGUCCGUCGUUAACAGGUAUAACUUACGCACAAACAAGUUGGAAAAAGUAGCUGAUAUUCAAGAAGGGAGGGAACGAGCUUACGGAGUCGCUUCUCAAGGAAAAAUUUUUAUCACUGGUGGCUCCAAGGAAAUCUGUGUUUCAACAUCUUGUGAAAUGUACAACGAAAACACCAACAAAUGGCACUCCAUAGCCAGCCGUCGCAUGCCACGACGUCGUGGAAGCAUGAUCUGUGCCGAUAAUAAGUUGUAUGUAGUAGAUGGUUAUGUUUGGAACGAGAGAGGAUUCAGAGGAAAGAUCGAAUGUUAUGAUGCUGAAGAGGACGAGUGGAGCGAGGUGACCGAAAUACCUGUGGAGCAAGGCAUGUAUACUUGGUACCUCGUGAAUUCCUGUAAACUUAGACUUUUUAAAGGAACUAGUCUUUCAUGGAAACCCGUCACUGUGUAAAGUCCUUCAAAGCCUAAGCAAAUUAUCAAGACAGACGAAGAGCUUUUCUAAAUAAAAUGGCUUCAGGUGUUCUCUGAGGCGCAAAGGAAAAAGACAAAACGGACCGAAUAACGUUGUUAUGAUGAAUGGAAUUAUCAAAAGUCCUCUGAUCGCCUUUUCUGGCAUGGGCAUUUGAUAUUUAGACGCUUAUCGCUCCAAACACACAAUGUGACUUCUCUAACUGCCUGCUCAAUAAACGACGUAUGUGUUACCAGGUCUUGAGCAGUGUUAAAAGGAACUGGUACUGACACAUUUUCCGCAACUUGUAAGUUCGUUUGCAAAUGGCACGCACGUGUAUCGCGCGUAAAAGGUGCCAGUUUUCUGGUUGAGUAUUAUUUUGAAGAAUUUUUCCCCUUACAGUUUCGGUGAUGUCUAGUCCGCUUGUUUUUUGAAGAGUUCUUUUGAAGCGGCUUACCAAAAUAAAAACUUUAAUUAGUUACAAGCAUCUCUCAAUCCACGUCUACUAUCUAGAGCAUGAUUUCUUAUAAUUUAAAUGAUCCUUUUUUUUUUUUAUUUGGCUUGGGUAACCAGUGCGAUACUUCUAAAACGUGCUCGACACGUCUAGAACGAGCCUUAAACGAGCCAAGUCAGCCGUCACUGUAGGUUGGACCGAACAAUAAAUCUGUUUUCUUCUGCAUUUAAGAUUGUCGUUGUUUCUUAUUUUCUAUUCGUAUCCGGAAAGUGUAUAACUAAAAUACUGAUCAAUCGAUAGAGUUGAAAGCGCGCGCUCUGGUUGACCACUCAAACUCCGAAUAUCCGUUGCUAAUCACCUCCGAGAAACACCGAAAAUAUUGUAAUCGUUGAAGGAUUAAAUGAGUUAAAGUCAUCUUUUUUCUUAUUACCUCACCGUUUUGGUAAAUAUUAAAUCCCCAAUUCAGAGAAACUAUAUCCAUAUGUAGCUAAACAAAUUGCAGUUAAGAUGAUCAUAAAUUUACAAAAAUACUCCUGCAUCAUCUUACUUCUUGUAUCCUCUUGUUCAGUCUGAUUGAAUUUUUGACAAUGGGUGAACAUCCCUAUCUAUCUUUUUUCAUUGCAACCAUAUACCACGAAUGAUUUGUGGAAAAUGGUUUUCCACAAGAUAUGUUCAAGUCAGUCUCGAAGAUACCAAUAUAAGCUGUAGCAGUUACUACCUGUUACCACUUUACAAUUCAAAACCACCUUUGCAUAUUUAAUUUGUUUCCUUGAUUUUGAGAGUUUGAACCUUCAGGAAUUUAAGACCUGUUCCGUUUUCAUACUCGUUUCAAACUGUAGUGCACGUUACUUUGUUAAACAUGGACAAAUGGGACACUAAAGAAUAGAUGAAAUACGAAAACACUUUUGUUUAAUUAUUCAUUAGUUCAAACCUAGCUUGCUUUUGAUAAUUUCGUAGUAUGCAGUCACAAUAUAAUAUUUGCAUAACAGGUUGGUUUUCGACAACACAAACAUGAGAACAAAAUCCUAUGUCACUUGACCGCAUUUUUUUUACAUGAAGCACUUUUCAGAUUUAAAAAGGACCCUUAAAACUUAAUUUGGAUCGAAAUGGCAACUCCGUUACAAACUGGUAGUUGUUUCAGCAGAGGAACAGACCUCCAAAAUCCUCAAAAGCGAUUUCGUCUUCCUUGUGAUGUUACUGUAGUAGUUAAGGAUGGCAAAGAAUUUGAUACGCAUGGACAUGUUCUCGCAAAGGCAAGUCCUUUCUUCGAGAAGCUUCUCGGCAGCCAAAUGAGAGAACGCAAGGAGCGAAAAAUUCGACUAGAAAUGUUGACAGAGCAAAUUUGGGGUAAAAUACUGAGUUUUAUUUACUCCGGCACUGUUCAGAUACAUAGUGAACAGGAUGCUCGGGACCUCGUCUCAAUGGCUGAUUACUUUCUAAUCAAGCAGUUAAAAAAUAUCGCCGGGGAGUUCUUGGCUCAGAAUCUGGAAACGUCAAAUUGUAUUUCGACUUAUCAUUUUGCAGAGAAAUAUCGAUGCGAAGAACUUCUUGUCGACACAAAAAGAUUCAUUCUUCGAAAUUUUAGCACUGUAGCAACCACGGAAGACUUCUUUAACAUGUCGAGCAAAGAAGUGGAAAUGUGGAUUUCAAGUGACGAGACGAAUAUACAAGCCGAAGAGGACGUUUUUAAAGUCAUUCUAAGAUGGAUUAUGCGAAACAGAAAAGAGCGAAAACAGUAUUUUUACGAGUUAUUUCGUCACGUCAGACUCGCUUACGUAUCAGUUACCUACCUCCGGAAGGUCAUUGCGACAAGUACUCUCGUAAGAGACAACAGAAAAUGUUUACGACUCGUUAAAGAUGCUAUCAAGAAAUCCAAGAAAUCACAUAGACCCUCAGUAUGGCCUAGAAAGUCACUAGAAACUCCACUUAUAACAGUCUGCGUAGAUAAAAGAAUCUUCAGCUAUUUCCCGAGACAAGAUAAAUGGUCUGGAUUAGGAGAAAGCAAACCACCAAGUUCCAUCUAUUUCUCUUCCCGUGGCCAGCUCUAUUUUGUUAAUCAAGUAUAUCAUAAGCUAUUGCGGUACGAUUCGUUCUCUCACCGUUGGACAACGCUGCCGUACAACGAAAAGAAAAGUAUGCGGCAAGUUUAUAUUAGCAGUAAGGAUGAAAUUUUCGCCUUGAUGAUCGAUGACAGAAUAUCGUGUCUCGGUUGCAUUUCUCUGCGUUCAUCUCGCGCAUUAGAGAGCACCGAACACGAAGAGAUUCAACACCCUCCGCGUUGCGGAAAAAGUCAUCUUUCUUCUGUAAUGAGGUACAGACCCGAAACAAACCUAUGGCAAGAGACAUCUUCAUUUGAUUUGGGUUCGAGAGAUGGAAUUUGCUUCGUUGCCAGUGAAAAGUUUGUUUACCUUCUAGGCGGUCACAUUCGAGGAGCUAACAAGAUUCUGACUGAUGUGGACAGAUUCGAUUUCACCAGGAACUCGUGGAGUAAGGCAGCUAACAUGUGGGAGCCAAGACACUGCCCUUAUGGGGCUGCUCUGCACGGGAAAGUUUACAUCACCGACAAUGGCGGCUACGAAUUGGGGAACUUUACGUUCAAAAGGACGUGUGAGGUCUACAGCGAGGCAACGGAUGAAUGGCAUUUCGUUGCAAACAUGAGAAUACCACGGUCCCGGCAUGGCAGUAUGCUGUGCGUUGAUGAGAAGAUUUGUGUCUUGGACGAUUAUUUUAAGAGCAUGAGUUACCUGGGAAUUAAAAUUCACUGCUACGACCCUGACAAAGAUGAAUGGCAAGAGCAAACAGAUCAUAAAAUACCAGUAAAGAGAGGUUACUCAGUUGGAUCCACAACUCAUUAUCCCCUUCACACUUGCGCUAUGAGAGUUUUUCAGCCGGGACAACGCCUUGCAAGCGAAUCUUCCACGACCACUUUUGACAAAUGCAAGUGUCUGAUUAUGUAG
Messenger RNA from Pocillopora meandrina, 5205 nucleotides. NCBI's taxonomy places the organism in Eukaryota, Metazoa, Cnidaria, Anthozoa, Scleractinia, Pocilloporidae. The record is from the annotation of a GenBank genome assembly.